Messenger RNA from Lycium barbarum (goji berry), 3249 nucleotides. Its product is annotated as transcription factor bHLH126-like. The record is from RefSeq and is a predicted model, not a curated record. Bases 2180 to 3220 code for a protein of 346 amino acids. Gene Ontology annotation, molecular function: RNA polymerase II transcription regulatory region sequence-specific DNA binding; DNA-binding transcription factor activity, RNA polymerase II-specific; protein dimerization activity. The transcript has 3 exons. Gene Ontology annotation, cellular component: RNA polymerase II transcription regulator complex. Gene Ontology annotation, biological process: regulation of transcription by RNA polymerase II. Lineage: Eukaryota; Viridiplantae; Streptophyta; Magnoliopsida; Solanales; Solanaceae.
UUUUUAAGGAAAUGUUAAUUGGAAUUAUAAUUUCAUUAUUUUACGUUAUUAAUCAUUUGAUCUCCAUUUAAUAUUAUUUUUUAUUUUAUGACAUUAAUCUCUUUUCACAUUUAUUAGAGUAAGGGAAAAGUGAAAAAGUAACUAAAUUCUAUGUUAUUUUAAUAUAUAAGUAUUUUAAGUAUGUUAUGUCGCUGUACAAUAAUUUCAUUUGCUCUCACUAAUGGGUUGCUACGCAUGUGGCAAUGAAUCCAUCAUUAUUGAUUUAAUUGUUUGAUUUUCUAAGCACUUAUUUUUUAACAUUGUUUGUUUUUUUUUAAUAUGGGAUUCACUUUUUUUUUUAAUAUUGCCUGAUUUUGUUAAUAUGGGGUCCACUUUUUCUUCCCGUGAGUUUGGAUGCGGUGGGUUCUACUUUUUUUUUCUUUUUUUUUUUUAAUACUGGUUGGUGUAUAAUAUGGGUCCAUGAAGAACUUCUAUUUUUUAAUUUUUAAUAAAUAGUUUUUGUUUAACUCAUUUUACUUGUCAUGUUAUUUUUACACGGUUUUUUAAUGAAAUGUUAAUUAGAAUUAUAAUUUCAUUAAUUUACGUUAUUAAUUAUUUUAUCUCCAUUUAAUAGUAUUUUUUAUUUUAUGACAUUAAUCUCUUCUCACAUUUAUUAGAGUAAGGGAAAAAUGAAAAAGUAACUAAAUUCUAUGUUAUUUUAAUAUAUAAGUAUUUUAAGUAUGUUGUUGUACAAUAAUUUCAUUUGCUCCCACUAAUGGGUUGAUAUGUAUGUGGCAAUGAAUCCAUUAUUAUUGAUUUAAUUGUUUGAUUUUCUAAGCACUUUUUUUUAAUGUUGCCUGAUUUUGUUAAUAUGGGGUCCACUUUUUUUUCCCCGUGGGUUUGGAUGUAGUGGGUUCUACUUUUUUCUUGUCUUUUUUUUUUUUUAAUACUGGUUGGUGUUUAAUAUGGGUCCAUGAAGAACUUCUACUUUUAAAUUUUUAAUAAAUAUUUUUUGUUUAACUCAGUUUACUUGUCAUUUUGUUUUUUACACGAUUUUUUAAGGAAACGUCAAUUAGAAUUAUAAUUUUACUAAUUUAUCUUAUUAAUUAUUUUAUCUCCAUUUAAUAGUAUUUUUUCUUUUAUGACAUUAAUCUCUUUUUACAUUUAUUAGAGUAAGGGAAAAAUGAAAAAGUAACUAAAUUCUAUGUUAUUUUAAUAUAUAAGUAUUUUAAGUAUGUUGCUGUACAAUAAUUUCAUUUGUUCCCACUAAUGGGUUGAUACGUAUGUGGCAAUGAAUCCAUCAUUAUUGAUUUAAUUGUUUGAUUUUCUAAGCACGUUUUUGUAAUGUUGCCUGAUUUUGUUAAUAUGGGGUUCACUUUUUUUCCCAGUGGGUUUGGUGUGGUGGGUUCUACAUUUUUUCUUGUCUUUUUGUUUUUUUAAUACUGGUUGGUGUUUAAUAUGGGUCCAUGAAGAACUUCUACUUUUAAAUUUUUAAUAAAUAUUUUUUGUUUAACUCAUUUUACUUGUCAUGUUGUUUUUUACAUGAUUUUUUAAGGAAACGUCAAUUAGAACUAUAAUUUUACUAAUUUACCUUAUUAAUUAUUUGAUCUCCAUUUAAUAGUAUUUUUUCUUUUAUGACAUUAAUCUCUUUUUACAUUUAUUAGAGUAAGGAAAAAAUGAAAAAGUAAUUAAAUUCUAUUUAAUUGUUUGAUUUUCUUUGCUUGAUUUUGUUAAUAUGGGGUUCACUUUUCUUUUCCCGUGAGUUUGGAUGUGGUGGGUUCCACUUUUUUUCUUCUCUUUUUUUUUUAAUACUGGUUGGUGUUUAAUAUGGAGCUCAAUUUAUUUUUUUUAAUAUUAGUUGUUGUAUUUUAAUAUAUAUGGGGCCCAUAAUUUAUUUUGGUGGAAAACGGACGAAGAAGCAUGGGUACCAACCCAUGCUUCUAUAUAGUAGUAAUAUAAUAUAUAUGAUUAUUUAAAAAAAAAAAAAGGUGAAGCUACAUAAUUAAAAAGCUAAUGUGAAAGCUAAUGGUGGGACUAGAAGCGUAGAUAUGAAUAGUAACCAUUAAGCAAUCCAAUAAAAAAUGCGUUAUCUUCUUGUUUAAGGAGAUCUCAAACCCUAACUAACGUAUCUAGUUCUUUACCAUCUUUCAAUUAGAAUACCAAAAAGAAGAGCAAAAUCCAUUAGAGCUUAAUUAUUUCAAUGGAGAAUAAUUAUCUUUGGGAGAUCUUCACUAAUAAACAAAAUAUUAGUGAAGAUCAUGCAAAUCAUCAUCCCCAGCUACUUCAGAUUCCUAAUUUCAAACUAAAUGGAGUUUGCCAACAAGAUAAUCAAAUCCAUAAUCAAGAUUUGAUGAGUGAUCCUCAUCAUGGUCCAUCCUCAACUAUUACGCGUCAAUUCCAAACAAGUUCUGAUUGGUUAUAUAAAUAUUCAGUAGUCAACAAAAGUACUUCAAUUAUUACGCCUCAGUUCCAAAUAAGUUGUGAUCGGCUAUAUAAAUCUUCAGUCAAUACUGGAAGUACUUCAAUUAUUGUGCCCGGUCAGUUUCAAACAAGAUGUGAUCGGCUAUAUAAAUCUGGAGUCAAAAGAAGUACUCCAAUUAUUACGCCUAAUCAAUUCCAAACAAAUUGUGAUCGGCUAUAUAAAUUGUCGGCCAGCAGUGGAAGUAGUAAUCUUGAUGAUGAUACUAAGAAGGGGCUAAGAAGUGAUGAAUCCAAUAAGCUCAAGAAAAAAGUAGUGCAUAGAAAUGUUGAAAGGCAAAGAAGGCAAGAAAUGGCAAAUCUUGUUGCUUCUCUAAGAUCUCUAAUUCCCUUUGAGUUCAUCAAGGGUAAAAGGUCAACAGCAGAUCGCGUGCAAGUUGCUAUGAAUUAUAUAAAGCAACUUCAGAAGAAUAUAGAAGAGUUGGAUAAUAGAAGAAAAAAGAUCAAGAAUAUAUCAUUGGAUGAUCAAAAUAAAAGUUCAACAAAUUAUGUGCACAACCAUAAUAGCAAUUGUGUCACAGUGAACAAAUGUGAAGAUGGUAUGGAGAUUUUGAUUAAUGUCAAUAAUAGCCAUAAGGAGGAAAUAUUUUCUUUGUCCAAAGUGCUGAGAUGGCUCCUUGAAGAAGGGCUAAAUGUGGCUAGUUGUGUUAAUUCCAAACAAGAUGAAUGGACUUUGAUCAGGAUCCAAUGUCAGGUGAGUGAAAUAUCAUCAGGUGUCACUGCAGCUGGGCUGCAAAAGAAACUGACUGAUGUGAUUAAUUAGCACAAUGAAGGAGGCGAAUUCAAAAUUUA